Adelges cooleyi (spruce gall adelgid) is the source of this 2776-nucleotide messenger RNA. RefSeq names its product doublesex- and mab-3-related transcription factor A2-like. NCBI's taxonomy places the organism in Eukaryota, Metazoa, Arthropoda, Insecta, Hemiptera, Adelgidae. The record is from RefSeq and is a predicted model, not a curated record. Gene Ontology annotation, molecular function: RNA polymerase II cis-regulatory region sequence-specific DNA binding; DNA-binding transcription factor activity, RNA polymerase II-specific. Bases 828 to 1715 code for a protein of 295 amino acids. The transcript has 4 exons. Gene Ontology annotation, biological process: sex differentiation; regulation of transcription by RNA polymerase II. Gene Ontology annotation, cellular component: nucleus.
CACUAGCCUGUUGCACCGUCUGUGUGCAUGACACUGCAGUUGCACUAAGUUACCCGUUCUAGUCUCACCGGACACCGCCGCCGUCGGUACACAUUCGCAAAGCGUCCCGCCGCGGACCGAUAACCGAGAAAAAUUUGAAUAAUAUAUACAUAUAUACGUAUAUAGUAUAUCUAAAUAAUUAAAAAAAAAAAUACCAAACAAUUUAAAAUUUUUUUUUUUAAAAACAAUACCAAUAUACGUUGUAAUAUUUUUUCUCUAAAUUAAAGAACGAGGCAAUUUAAUAUCACAUAUAUAUAUAUUUUACUAUCCGUUUUUCGUCACGCUCCGGGCUGAUUUUUGUUUCGUUUUGCUCAAUAUUUUUCGAUAUAAAGUCCUCUCUCUCUCUCUCCGUGAGUUUAUCAAAAAAACAAAACUUAAAUACACAAUUAAUUUUCUAAUUAUAUAUUUUUUUUUGGAACGCCCGCGCUUAUCAAUCGGUCGCGAUCAUUGGGUAUCGCCGCGUUGCCGUCGCGUCCGAUCGUUUGUCGGGCGGCCGUUUGUAUUGUCCGCGCGGUGCGGCGAAGACGACGCGUGGCCAUUGUUCGCGUACGGACAGCGCCGGGCGUACUGAGUGUCGGUAGCGCGCGCGGUCCGCCGCACGUCGAGUGGGGACCCGCCGCCUCUGUGGGAUAUUAUCACGUGCUCGCCGGCCGGACCGCCGCGGCACGUCUGUCGGUUAGACCGCGGCGCGCGUACGGCCGUUGACGCACCCGAGUUGAUCGUUCGCACCGGACGCCAUCCGGUGUCAUCCGGCGGUGUUGAUAACGUCCGUCCGGCCGUCGUACGACAUGCCGAAAAUCGAGAAGUCCGGCCGGGUGCUGUACGAGCUACCGCCGAAGCAGCAGCAGCACGGCGGAGGCGGCGACAAGCACGACUCAGUCGUGUCUGCGGUGACCGUGUCGCUGUCGGCCGGCAGCGGCGGCCGCAAGGAGAAGAAGCGGCUGUGCACCAACUGCAAGAACCACGGGCUAGCGAAGAUCUGGAAGAAGCACAAGCGGUACUGCAUGUACCGCGACUGUCAGUGCGCCAAGUGCCAGAAGACGGCGGCCACGCGCAAGAAUUGCGCGCUGCAGACGGCCAAACGCCGGGCUAAGCAGGAGGACGAACAGCGCGAACACGAGCUACAGAUGAACCCCGGCAGCUUUCUGGACGAACGGCCCGUGCCGCAUCCCAUCCCGCAGCCGCACGCGUCCGAGUCGGCCGCGUCGUCCACGUUUCGUUCCGUCGGCCAGCUCAGCGUGUCUUCCGUGGCCGCCGUGUCGUCCACCAAAGCUUCGUCGUCCAGGACGUCCGACUACGAUGACAGCUCGUCGAUAGACAUCGGCGGCGGUGGCGGUAGCACAGGAGGAGGGGGAGGAAUCGGCGGCGGCGGCAGAGUCAUUUCCCACGCGGACCCCAUCAGCCACUACGUAGACAUCGACGCAGAUUCCAGACCCGACAUGGCGAUGAGCGACCCCAUAGAAGACAUCGGUUCCGUGUUGAAAGAACUGAUCAACCGUACUAAAGAGUUUCAAAACUUGGAUGCAUUCCGUCUGUUCAUACUACAGCACAACACGUUCGACGUGGACAAGGCCACUAAGUUAAUCAAACGAGGUGAACGUAAACAGUUGAAAAUUAGAUUUAAAUUAAUUUUACAAUUUUUAACGCAACGCAUAGUUAUUUUGUCUCGUCUAUGACAUUUUAAUUUUAAUUUUUUGUUCAAAAACAAGCCUUAGAGUAUUUUUAAUAAAUAUAUUUUUUAAUUUCUUUAUUAUUUUAAUUUUUUUUUUAUUCUUUAUUAUUUUUACUUAUUAUUAUUAUUUUUUAAUUUUUAAUUAAUUAAUUUAUUCAUUUAUUUUAACUAUUUUCGUCUAUUUUUUUAUCAUAAAAGUUUUUAAAAAAACCAUAAGGUCGUUAAGCUGAAUCAAAGUAUUUCCAAAAAUAUAUAAUUUUUUACACUAGUACAAAUUUCAUGUACAAUCGUGGGAUUUACUAGGCACAUUUCAAGUGUGUCCUAAUGGCAUCAUUCGAACCGGAAACGUAUUUAUUCGUUUCAGUCUCAACAGAAAUGCAUUGAUGAAAUAUUAACAGUUGUCAAAAGUGUGUCUUAUUUUUCAAGCAGUACGCGAACCAAGAUGUCUUAAUUAAUAUUGACUUAAUUGUUCAGAGCCAAAGUGUUAGCUUACAUUAAACAAAUUGCUCUCUUUUAAUUUUGCAAAUUAAAUUUUGAUUUAUUAUCAAAUAAUGUUAAAAUUAAUAUUUUAUGACAUUUAUUUGGACUCUUUAAUUACUUUUUCUCGUAAAACCACUAAUUAAAUUUUAAUUGAGUUCACAAAAAGUUUUAGAUAUCAGCUACUGCAGAGACACCAAACGAUCUGAGGCUAUUUAUCAUUUAAAUAAGGCUGACAUGGCGUAUCAUCGUAGCAUAAUAAAUACUAUGGUAAACGCUUAGCCUUAGACAAUACGACAGUGUUUGUGUCCGUGCUGGAAAAAGGACACCCGAAGAAGAUUAAACAUUAUUCUUUAUUACAUGCAAUAUGUUUGUAACAGGCCUGUGUUUGUCGAUGCUGAAAAACUGACACCUCAAGAAGAAUAAACAUUAUUCUUGAUUACAUGUAAUAUGUUUGUAACAAGACUUUUAGAAUAGUAUAAUAUUUCAAUUCAAUUUCAAUGUUUUUCAUUGUACUGUAUAGUAUAUAAUAUUUGUAAGCAAAUUAUUCAUUGGUUGUUUUGUAUUUAUUUGAUGUACUCCAACCUA